AUGGCCCGCAGAGACUCCCACACUGCACCUGCCGCCAGCAGCCCACACUUCCGCCAGGUGGACCCUGCCAGAGCUCUUGGACGGCCACUGUCAGAACACACUUCCCGGGAGCCCACCAACACCCGCACCCCAUACCACGAAAACCUGCCUCCGCAACACCCCGUCCCCAGCUCCCACAUCCAGCCACUGUCGGAACACACUUCCCGGGAGCCCACCAACACCCGCACCCCAUACCACGAAAACCUGCCUCCGCAACACCCCGUCCCCAGCUCCCACAUCCAGCCACUGUCGGAACACACUUCCCGGGAGCCCACCGACACCCGCACCCCAUACCACGAAAACCUGCCUCCGCAACACCCCGUCCCCAGCUCCCACAUCCAGCCACUGUCAGAACACACUGCCCGGGAGCCCACCGACACCUGCACCCCAUACCACGAAAACCUGCCUCCGCAACACCCCGUCCCCAGCUCCCACAUCCAGCCACUGUCAGAACACACUGCCCGGGAGCCCACCGACACCUGCACCCCAUACCACGAAAACCUGCCUCCGCAACACCCCGUCCCCAGCUCCCACAUCCAGCCACUGUCAGAACACACUGCCCGGGAGCCCACCGACACCCGCACCCCAUACCACGAAAACCUGCCUCCGCAACACCCCGUCCCCAGCUCCCACAUCCAGCCACUGUCAGAACACACUGCCCGGGAGCCCACCGACACCUGCACCCCAUACCACGAAAACCUGCCUCCGCAACACCCCGUCCCCAGCUCCCACAUCCAGCCACUGUCAGAACACACUGCCCGGGAGCCCACCGACACCUGCACCCCAUACCACGAAAACCUGCCUCCGCAACACCUCAUCCCCAGCUCCCACAUCCAGCCACUGUCAGAACACACUGCCCGGGAGCCCACCGACACCUGCACCCCAUACCACGAAAACCUGCCUCCGCAACACCUCAUCCCCAGCUCCCACAUCCAGCCACUGACUGGACACGCUGGACGGGAGCCGACUGACACCCGCACCCCGCACCAUGGAACCCUCCCUCCGCACCACUCCGUCACCAGCUCCCACAUGUAG
Molecule: messenger RNA, 1074 nt
Organism: Pseudophryne corroboree (corroboree frog)
Lineage: Eukaryota; Metazoa; Chordata; Amphibia; Anura; Myobatrachidae
Exons: 2
Coding region: 1-1074 (357 amino acids)
Source: RefSeq, a predicted model, not a curated record